Fusarium vanettenii 77-13-4 is the source of this 1356-nucleotide messenger RNA. RefSeq lists its product as uncharacterized. The coding region runs from base 1 to 1356 and encodes 451 amino acids. Gene Ontology annotation, biological process: glucan catabolic process. The record is from RefSeq and is a predicted model, not a curated record. The transcript has 5 exons. Gene Ontology annotation, molecular function: hydrolase activity, hydrolyzing O-glycosyl compounds. NCBI's taxonomy places the organism in Eukaryota, Fungi, Ascomycota, Sordariomycetes, Hypocreales, Nectriaceae.
AUGCGCGCAACAUCUCGCCUCCUUGCAGGCCUGGCUCUGUUCUCUGGCGCGUGGGCCAAAGUAAAGUAUAUCGGUGUUGCUAUUCCCGGUAUUGAUUUUGGCUGUGAUAUCGAUGGCAGCUGUCCACUUGACACAGCACAGUUCCCUCUCGCCUCUCAUACACAUGGAGAUGGUGAAGGGCAGAUGAAACAUUUUGUUAAAGACAGUGGCCUCAACACUUUUCGUCUUCCAACAACAUGGCAGUUCCUCCUCAACGAACAAGUAGGCGGCAAGCUAGACGAAGAAAAAUUCGGACAAUACGACCAACUAAUGCAAAUAUGCCUUGACACCGGCGCCUACUGCAUGAUUGACGUGCACAACUUUGCACGCUACGACGGUGGAAUCAUCGGCCAGGGCGGCCCCUCAGACGAGGCCUUUGCCGAUCUCUGGAGUCAACUCGCCCAAAAGUACGCCAAGGAGGAAAAGGUCAUGUUUGGUCUCAUGAACGAACCUCACGAUCUGGAUGUUAAUCUCUGGGCAAAGAGUUGCCAGGCGGCCGUCACGAGUAUUCGAAAGGCUGGAGCAAAGUCGCAGUUGAUUCUUCUGCCCGGAACGAACUUUACGAAUGUCGAGACGUUUAUUACGACCGGGAGCGCAGAUGCUUUGGCUGCUAUCAAGAAUCCUGAUGGUAGCAAGGAUGGGUUGAUUAUAGAUCUUCACAAGUAUCUGGAUAUCAACAACUCUGGAUCGUUUGAGGAGUGCACGACCGAUAACGUUGAGGCUUUCAAGGCCAUGGCGGAUUGGCUAAGGGAGAACAAGCGCGUGGCUAUCAUCUCAGAGUCUGGAGCGUCCAUGGAUCCUUCGUGUAUGGAAAAGUUCUGCGCCCAGAACGAGUUCAUCGCAAAGAACUCUGACGUCUACAUCGGCUUCGUUGGUUGGGGCGCUGGCAGUUUCAAAUACGACUAUGUCCUGACUUUAACACCGAUAAAAUCUGGAGAUGGAUACGAGGACAACAAGUUGAUGAAGCAGUGUAUUCUUGACCCUUUCAUCAAGAACGCCCCUUCAGUAACCAAGACUUCGACCUCGACCAGGACAACCAUGGUCAAGACGACUUCAACUAAGCCCCCUAAAAGCACAGAAACUGAGACCGAAACUUCCAAAACGGAAUCAACAGACUCUUCAUCCACAACCACCGAAGAAGCAUCGUCCUCUUCUACAGCGCAAAUAUUCAAGGAGGGUGAUGGAAAAGAAGCAGACAAGGAGGCGUCGACAAGCAAGCCAGAGGAAGAUGAUGACUCUGGCGCCUCAAGGACCAGGGAGAUGUUUACAGGCGGAGUAAUAGGCUUGGCGGUUUUUGCGGCGUUUCAUGCAUGGUGA